This is a messenger RNA of Blepharisma stoltei, 1191 nucleotides long. The record is from the annotation of a GenBank genome assembly. Lineage: Eukaryota; Ciliophora; Heterotrichea; Heterotrichida; Blepharismidae.
AUGAAGCUUAUUUACACAAUUAAAAAUGGAGCGUAUGAUUUAGGGUCAUUGUCCCCUAAAGGUCAUCCUAGUGAGGGAAGUUCAGACUUUCUGAAGGAUAUGGCGCUGGAACCGCUUCGGCAGUUCCUUGUGUCCUUGAAUCAAGUUCAAGAAAGGAAGAGAGACUCGUCUAGGCCAUAGGCUACUGUAACGGUUUGACGGUUAGGCCAAUUCCACCUACCGUUGUUCAGAGCUGUUAGCCAGUGAUGGAAUUCAGGAAGGAUGGGCUUGUUUCGUUGGUCCUAAGCUAAGUGGGGGUCAACGGAGAGUUAUCGUAAUCUUAAAUCUUAAAUCUUAAAGCUUAUUUAUAAGUUUGAUUGGGAAAUUGAAUGUUUAGCUAAGCAAAGGGAAAAUUUAGCUGUCAUUGGGAGCAAGCUGACAGGAAAUGUGUGGGAUGGGUGGGUGAGCAUAAUAAAUUAUGGGGAAAAUCAGUACCACCAAGUUGCAGCAAAUCGAUUUGAGAGUGGAAUGAGAUGUGGAGCUUGGCAUGGAGGGAAACUCUAUGUGGGAGCAGAUAAUGGAGAUGUUUAUUGCUUUAACCAGGAUUUGAGCAUAGCAGCUAAGGCUUCAUUGCACAAUGACUCAGUAGCGAGCAUUGAUAAAAAAGGACAAAAUAUAGUAUCAGCAGACAGCUACGAGUAAGAAAUAAGCAGAAUCAUUGUAUGGGACCAGAGCAUGAAUUUUCAGUUCAGCAUGCAAAAUGCAGACACAAGCCACUUAAAAUUGUAUGACAAUCAUUCUAUACUGAGUAUAGGAAAUGACGUGAGGAUAUGGGAUAUAAGAAGUAAGGAAUCAAAAGCCAUUUUAAAUUUAAGUGGAAAUGCAGUAGAUAUGAGACUGGUGGAUAGUAGUUUGUUUAUUGCCCAGGAAGAUGGACUUAUACUGCAGAUUGAUCUUAGGAGUGAAAAUUGCAUUAAUCAGUGGGUAAAGCCUAUAUAGAAUGUUGAUCAUCUUCUCUCAAGCAUUGAAGUCAUAGGAAGCAGCUUUGCAAUUGGGACCCAACAAGGCGAUUUGCUUCUUUACGAUUAUGGAAACUCCCAACUGCAAACCUCAACAGCUCUUCACAAAGACCAAAUCAGAAGCUUGCUAUUCACAGGCUCAGAAAUCCUAACAGGGUCUUUAGACCGAACACUAAAAUCUUACCACAUUUAA